UGUUGGUGGUGUGCCGGUGUUCAUGCAGUGCGUUCAGGACUGGAUAUCCUGCUCCUCCCUCUCCCAUACCGACUGGAACACCACAGGGAAACUCCCUUUUUGUGGAAAGGAGAUUUCUGAAGCAUUACGGUUAUUGCAGAACACACUGUCCCCACCUUUCAGUGCCAGGAAGGGUGCGGACCUCACAGGCUGGUAAAACAUUCCAGGGCUGAAAUACAGGCCCCCUUCAUUCAGUCUCCCAUCCCCUCACACAGACUGCAGGCUGGUUACACCAUGGCUCUCCACUGCGUUCUACUUCUCUCUCUCAUUUCACUGCUUCAUUUUUCAAAUGGGGAUCAGCCAGUGGAAGAAGAACUAAUCACAGCACAUCAUGUACGACCUCCUGGUGCCCCAUUUCAACUAAACCCCCAAAACCCUGAUGUCCAAGAGGCGGCAAAACAGGCUGUGGAGCAAUUCAACUCCAAAUCCACUUUGAAGAGGUAUUUCAGACUGAUCAAUGUUACAUCUGCUGAGACACAGGUUACUAAUGUGAUUACAUACAAGAUAGAUGCUAUUAUCGGAAAGACAAAAUGUCUUAAGUCAGAAGAAGAUGCAGACCUGGAAUCCUGUGUUUUGGGAAAAAGGCGGCUGAUGUGUAAAUUUGAGGUCUCUUUCAAUCCUCGGAAUGACAAACAUGACUUAAUUGAUUACUCCUGCAAGAAACCCAACAGGAGCAACAUUAAGGAUAGUGUUUGAGAUGCAUGUAUGUUAUUAAUUUUGGUUUCAAGAAUUAAUUGUAUUGUGAGGUUAUUGGUUUGGUACUAUUUCUGAUUGCCCUUUUCUUUCAUAUGUAACUCUUGAAUGCAUUGAAAAAUUUUGUUCAGAUGUAGCACACUAAUUGAUCAUUGUCAGAUAAAUAAAAAAAUUGUUACCCAAGUUCCCAGGCAAUGCCUACUGUAAUCACCAAAUACCUUUUGCGCUUCAGUUACUACACUCAUCAUUACAAACAGGAGCCGUUUAUAUGCACACACUCCUUGUCGUGAUCUCUUGUCACAACCAGCCAUUCUCAAUGUGGUCUCAACAGAUUUUUGUAUACAUUUUCGCAGUAUUAUCAAAAUAGGUUUUCAAUAUACUUUGAAUACAGACACACACUUCACAUGUGAGUAACUUUUUGAGUGCAUUAACUUAUUAAUCUCAUAUCUGGUACACUUGUCAGACAUGAGAAAGUCGUGCAUAUACUGAUUGUCAUCGCACCAGUUCCUUGGCCUUACCCAAUACCACCAAGACUACUGUUGUGUAUAGAUGGGGAAUCAUUUAAAUUGAUGAAAUGUGUACUUUUCAAAAACAUUCUCUCUGUCUCAUGUGACUAAAACAUACAACACUUUUCAGUGUACUGUACUGUCAUAGGUAUUGUCACUGGAUGUAUUUAAGACUGCGCCACAAAGGCA
Molecule: messenger RNA, 1427 nt
Organism: Megalops cyprinoides (Indo-Pacific tarpon)
Lineage: Eukaryota; Metazoa; Chordata; Actinopteri; Elopiformes; Megalopidae
Exons: 5
Coding region: 274-735 (153 amino acids)
Molecular function (GO): cysteine-type endopeptidase inhibitor activity
Source: RefSeq, a predicted model, not a curated record